AUGGAGGCGGUGCUGCGCACGCUCGACGUCGUGGUGGACGAGUCGUUUCCGGACGGCGGCGACUACGCGGGCUACAGUGUCGCCAGCUUCCGGCGGCGCUUCCGGCUGUCCGACGGCGUGGCCUACCCCUUCCUCGAGAACAGGCGCCUCUACCGCACCGACCGCCGCCUCUCCGUCGCCGACGGGACGCAGGGCUCCGACUGUUCCGAGCCCCUCGCGAUCGCGCUGGCGCUGCUCGCCGUUGGGCUGGCGGCGCUGCUGGCGCUGCUGCGCGGCAUCUCCACCCGUGCGGGCAAGGCCCCCUCCCAAGGGCUGCAGCUCGCCGAGCACUCCGGCGGGGCGGCUGCGCCUCGGCUGGCCUCCCGCGGCAUCCGCGAGUACGUCACGCCGGCUGGGCUGGCGCUCGGCACCUCGGCGCCGCAGGUGGGAUUUCACACUGAGGGGAAACAGAGUGAGGACUUUUCCCUUUUUCGCAUGGAGUUUACUUGGAGCACUUGGACUUGGAGCACUUGGAGCACUUGGAGUUCCACUGCUUUUUUUGGGCACGCGGCGGCGAGUCCUGGUCCCGUCGCUGGGCGCACAAACACAUGA
Messenger RNA from Emiliania huxleyi CCMP1516, 591 nucleotides. RefSeq lists its product as hypothetical. The record is from RefSeq and is a predicted model, not a curated record. Bases 1 to 591 code for a protein of 196 amino acids. The transcript is spliced from 7 exons. Lineage: Eukaryota; Haptophyta; Isochrysidales; Noelaerhabdaceae.